AUGCCCGACUCGACAAACAACAAGCAUACACCACACCCCCUCGCCAACGAAGAGUCCUUUGAAAUGGACGAGUUAAACGAGAACUCGGCUCCUCCCUCGGACAAGGAAGAAAUCAUGCCCAAGGCGGUUCUGGAAGGCGAGGCAGACGACCUGAGCACAUGGGCAUGGAUUUCAGCCAUCUGGUUAAUCGUAUUAGCUGCAUGUCUAUUGUUAUUUCCACGAUUCUUAUUGUUUCUGUCGACACCACCAGGUGGCCUGGCGAGAGAGGCACUGACACCCUUGGAACAAUUCUUAUCCACCCAAUUAGGGAUUGGCCUCCUUGUAGUCUCCUUUACUCUAGUCACCUCAAUCCCUUCGCACCACCCUGCAGACGCAAUCAAAGAAUACGGUGGCUCACAAAACCACCCCCUUCUCAUCCCACUCACCUGUGGCUUUACGCUCGUCGCAUUCCUGUCGUACAACAAACCGGUUGAAGAAGUUGGCUCUCUUGGGUUUUUGGUAUUUAUAGGGAACGGGUUUUGUGCAUUGUAUGGUUCAUACCUGCUAUUAUUCAACGGGCCUACAUUGAGGUCGAAGAAAACAGGAGCGGACAAGCAUACGUCGGCUUUCCUAUUUGGAAACAAGCACGCCGCAUCGGUGCAGAAGAAGAAAUGGCGCAAGGAACACGGAAAGUAA
Molecule: messenger RNA, 675 nt
Organism: Rhizoctonia solani
Lineage: Eukaryota; Fungi; Basidiomycota; Agaricomycetes; Cantharellales; Ceratobasidiaceae
Exons: 4
Coding region: 1-675 (224 amino acids)
Source: RefSeq, a predicted model, not a curated record